Messenger RNA from Raphanus sativus (radish), 1243 nucleotides. RefSeq lists its product as uncharacterized. The record is from RefSeq and is a predicted model, not a curated record. Bases 85 to 723 code for a protein of 212 amino acids. The transcript has 7 exons. Lineage: Eukaryota; Viridiplantae; Streptophyta; Magnoliopsida; Brassicales; Brassicaceae.
ACAAUGGAGUACCUCCUAAGAAAACAAAAUAUAUCUUCUAUCGCCUCUCGAAAAACCUAACCUAGCUAGCGCAGCAGUCACGCCAUGGACGUAUCCGCGAACAAUGGUCUGGAAUUGAACGGUGGGAUAAUUCGAAAUAGCAGUAUUAUUAGCCGGAUGGUGGUUGAGGGAUACGACACCUCCCCUCCUAGGAAGGAUGUCGAAGAGGCUCUGAAACAACACUUCGCAUCACAUGGAAUAAAGUUAAUGCAUGCCUCUGUUCCCGUAGACUGCAAAUUUUGCAAAUUUUUUAGUCGCAGACGCGCCUUAAUCUAUGUUAAUGGAGAAUGUGAAGCAGAGGCGCUGAAGCUUGAUGGAAGUGACAUGGGAGGACGUAUUUUGAAAAUUACGGCUUACCCUUUUGACGACAAUAGCCUUGAGCAUGACUUUGCUCCUACCGAACUCAUAGACGAAUACCGACCGCGCAAGUUGAAAGUUACAGGAUUUGGUACUUCCCUCUCUCGGGAUGAUAUCAAGAAGAUGCUAUGUAGGGUUUUCCCCGGAUCCACUUGUGUUUCUGUCAGGGACGGCUCAGCUUUGCUUCAUCUCCGUGGACCAUAUGCUAUGGACGAGGCUCUGAAACUUAGCGGAGGUUCUGUGGAAGGCUUUAAAUUUGCAGUUACUAAGGUCCUCCCAGAAAUUGUAAUGCAGGUUGGCAUCCGUCGCGAGGAUUGGGCCUACUAAAACCAAUCAGAAGAUCAAGACUACGGACUAGGAAUCUCUCUCUUUCUCUCUCAAAUGCUGUCUCGUGUUAUUAACUUGUGUCAUGCAAUGCCACUUUCUUCUUUUCUCUUGUCUGGAUGUUGAAUCUUGUCUAUGUUAUGUUUUUAUUCGUGUGUGUUGUUUUUUUAUGAUAAAACUCUGUAAAACCACUAUGACAAACUUGGUUGUCCAAUCAAUAAUCAUUAUGGUAACUUGGUUUUUGCUAAAGUGAGAACGAAAUUUAGUAACUCAAGGGCCGAGACUUUAGUUAAGCUUUGUACAUAUAUAAAAUUGUGAGCUCCCAAAAUAACUUUUUACCUCUGAGGAAUCUGAUGAUGACUGAUGAGCAUUUUUUUUGCCAUAUUGGGUUUAGACUUGGGUAAUUCCUCGUUAUACAGAAGAAUGUGAACACCUUGGGGUGUGUGGCUUUGGCUUGCCGUGCCAUUUAUUUACAUUGUAAACACCAAGUUCUUGUCAUUGUGCAUUUUAUCGUACAGUUUAA